This is a messenger RNA of Priapulus caudatus, 1735 nucleotides long. RefSeq lists its product as uncharacterized. The record is from RefSeq and is a predicted model, not a curated record. The coding region runs from base 203 to 1453 and encodes 416 amino acids. The transcript has 6 exons. Lineage: Eukaryota; Metazoa; Priapulida; Priapulimorpha; Priapulimorphida; Priapulidae.
UAUAGCCUACAGUCACCCUACAGGCCUAAUGGAGUAAUGAGUAGUGUAUUUCUGUCACUUAGCCGGUGGCAGUACGAGUGCUACUACUAGUACUAGUACUACUACUAGGACAGGUCGCAAGUUCCAACUACCAGUACUACAAGAAAUAAUAACUUCAACAGCACAGACGGAGGCAGGAUUAUGAAUAUAUUCAGUGUAAAACAUGAGUGCUGUACUAGCCGAGAAAGAAGAUUCGAGUGCGGAUACGAAUCCUCAGUGUUACACGCCUACAUCAUCGUUGUGGAAGUCGUUAGAAGCGGUGUUCAGCCCCAGCGAACAACAGGAAAUCAAGCAAUUGCUGGGAGAAUCUCUAGUGGAGCAAACAUUAGAACUGCAUUAUGAAAAUUAUCAUUACCAGGUAAAGACACUGCUGGAGAUAUUGCAGGCUUCCCAAUUAAGGGCACCACAAAUUCCAACAGUGUCCAAACUUCCGGAGCCACCAGAGGCAAGAGAACGUCUAAGAAAAGAGAUUCGCUACUUUGUGACCUUGCUUAACGAGGGAGGGGCUCAUGGAAGGGCAAAAGAUUUGUUGAACUCUGCAGUUGUGCAGUAUGCCUUUAAAGAAGAUAAAAAGGCAAGUAUGCCAACCAGACCUCUUGAUCUUGGAUUCAGUGGUGAGAGCAAAACUGCAGUUGGAUCCUCAUCCUUCACAAACAGCUGUGUCCAUAACGCAGCAGAAUUGAGCAUCGCAGACGUAGACUGCCGCCUGACAGAUGCCGAUGUCACCGACACCAUACAUCACCUGCAGGCCACACUGCUCGAAGAAGUCUCGCACCUGACUCGCAAUAUCCGCUAUCUACAGUAUUGCUUGGAAGAAGAGGUAGAAUAUCAACAUCAACGUUCCAGCCAAUUCGAUGAGCCCUCCCUUACCGAUAUGAGGCAUCUGAGGAACUCGCUGGAGAAGAUGCUCCUAUCCAACUGCCCAGUGCCACAGAAUAAGCACAAAUCAUGUCUGCUAAGGGAGCCUUCAUCAAAGCGCACUGAAGGACAGAGAUCGCGACAUGCUUCCCCUCGGCUCCCGAUCAUCCCUGUCAGGCCUCCCGUGUCGUCGGGGACGAAACCGAAGCGUGCGAUUCAGACCGGCUUCAGGAAAAUCACGCGGACGUCUCCGUUGACGGCGACCGGAAAUCCUGCCACCGACGCCGUCCCGUUUAAGAGCGACGGGAGUGAAGGCAGCAGUCGCGAGCGGCACCCCGCGACCUUCACAUCGGGCGGUACGACCUUGACCCUUCCUUCGAGUCGGCCGUGCGUCGUGCCUCUGACAGAUGACCCAAGGCCAACCGAAUGUCAGUCACGCACCGGGAGCGACGCGGCGAGUCGGUUGUCUUCAAUAGACGUGUCAACGGUGCAGAGGGUGCUAGUGAGCCGAGUUCUGCAGCUACAAAACUCUGUAGCCUCGCACGCGGUUAACUAGGAUGAUGAUAAUGUGAUAAACCUUCGAUAGCGUGUGACGCGGGGUCUGUUUGUUUGCGAUCGUAUGAUCCGCCCAAACAAACGCGCCCAUUAUGUGUACAAUGCAGGUCUGUGUUAAUAAGGAAAUGCCAAAACGAUAGACACAUAUAGAAAUUGAAAUGACACAUAUAGUAUUGCCUUAUUUUAUGUUCAACUAGAACAAAUGAUUGUAAUAAUCAAAUUUAAUAAUGCUAUUUUAAUGGAUGUAUUAUGGUACGUGUAAUACAAUUUACUUAUAUUGAAA